CCACUUCCUUCAUUUCCCUGGUGGGAGCAGUGGUGUUUUCCGGCGAUAGAGGGCAGUGGAGGACCAGUGUGGCUUGGCGGAGACCGGAGAAGAAAGCGUAGAAGAAGAGGAAGCUCAGUUUGUAGCGGCAAUGAAAGGACAGCGUGCUACUUCCAAUUUGAGUAAAACAUAAGUAAAGUGCACAUUAGCGAUUGUUACUGUUAAAGCGUAAGACGAGUAUAAUUCAAUUUCUGGAAGAGACUAUAAGGACUGGGUCGGGAAGAUGUCUUUGGUUUGUGCAAUCUCCAACGAGGUCCCGGAGCACCCAUGCGUCUCCCCGGUGUCCAGCCAGGUGUUUGAGCGCCGGCUGAUCGAGAAGUACAUCGCAGAGAAUGGGACCGACCCGAUGAACGGGCAGCCUCUGUCUGAGGAGCAGCUCGUAGACAUCAAAGUGUCCCAUCCCAUUAGACCAAAGGCUCCAUCAGCAACAAGCAUUCCUGCCAUCCUCAAGUCCCUUCAAGAUGAGUGGGAUGCUGUUAUGCUUCACAGCUUCACCCUGCGGCAACAGCUGCAGACGACUCGCCAAGAGCUGUCUCACGCCCUCUACCAACACGAUGCCGCCUGCAGAGUCAUCGCUCGACUCACCAAAGAGGUCACUGCUGCGAGAGAAGCUCUUGCCACACUCAAGCCCCAGGCUGGAUUGGUUGCUCCUCAGGCUGUCGCUGCCUCUCAGCAAAACGCAGCCGGUGCUGGUGGAGAGCCCAUGGAGAUUAGUGAACAGGUGGGAAUGACCCCAGAGAUCAUCCAAAAGCUCCAAGACAAAGCUACUAUCCUCACCACAGAAAGAAAGAAGAGAGGAAAAACGGUCCCAGAGGAGCUGGUUAGAUCUGAGGAUCUCAGCAAAUACCGCCAAGUGGCCUCUCAUGCUGGUCUUCAUAGUGCCAGUGUCCCUGGUAUUCUGGCUCUGGAUCUGUGUCCUUCCGACACCAACAAAGUUCUCACCGGCGGAGCUGAUAAGAACGUGGUGGUGUUUGAUAAGAGCGAGGAACAGAUUGUGGCAACACUGAAGGGUCACACCAAGAAGGUCACCUCUGUCAUUUACCAUCCAUCCGCGUCCGUGGUCUUCUCUGCAUCUCCAGACAACACCAUCCGUGUGUGGUCCGUUGCCGGGGGAAACUGUGUCCAGGUGGUGCGUGCCCACGAGGGGGGUGUCACUGGACUCUCCCUUCACGCUACUGGGGACUACCUGCUCAGCUCCUCCGAGGAUCAGUACUGGGCCUUUUCUGAUGUCCAGACUGGACGAGUCCUCACUAAAGUUACGGAUGAAAGUGCUGGCUGUGCUCUGACCUGUGCUCAGUUCCACCCUGAUGGUCUCAUUUUUGGCACUGGGACGGCUGAUUCCCAAAUCAAGAUCUGGGAUCUGAAGGAGCGCACCAACGUGGCCAACUUCCCCGGCCACUCUGGCCCCGUCACCUCCAUCGCCUUCUCUGAGAACGGAUACUAUCUGGCUACAGGUGCCCAGGAUAGCUCUGUGAAGCUGUGGGAUCUGAGGAAACUGAAGAACUUCAAGACAAUCAAUCUGGACAACAACUAUGAGGUGAAGUCCCUUGUGUUUGACCAGAGUGGUACCUACCUGGCUGUUGGAGGAUCUGACAUCCGUGUCUACAUCUGCAAACAGUGGUCUGAGGUCCUCAACUUCACAGACCAUACAGGUUUGGUGACUGGAGUUGCCUUUGGAGAGAACGCUCAGUUCCUGACCUCUGCGGGAAUGGACAGAAGUCUCAAAUUUUACAGUUUGUGAAAAGGAUAGAUUCAGGACGAAGGGAGCAGGGUAAACUGGUCUUCUUGUCUGAGCUGACACUAUCCUGGACACAAAAUAGACGGAAAAUAACUAACUUUGCGUCAUUUGUGUGUUAGUCCUCAUGUCCAGGAGUGAGACCCCGUAAAAUUGUUUGCCAUACGAAACCACAGCAGAAUGGUUAGGAAAACAUGUUUGUUGGAUUUGUAAGUCUGAAACAUUAAUGAUGUGAAAUGAAAUGCAGAAGCCAGUUAAAUGUUCCUGUCUGAUUUGCCAGCAAAUAUGAUUUUACUGUAGUAUUUUUAUUUUAUUUUUGUUUGUUGGGGUCAAAAGUGGCUUGUAAUACAACUCAAAGGUGUUGUAGUCCACUAUUAGGGACUAUAAUUGGUGUGACAUCAAUCUGCUUUGCUUCAUGUAGAUCUCUCCAUUACAGUAUCGUUAGGGUAAAAUGAAAAUAAGUCUGUAGUGAUGACCAACUAAGCAACACAAAUGAACAGGUGUAAGAGAUGUGUGUCUUGUUUAACCUCCCUUCAGUUUAUUUUCUUUUUUCAUUUAAACUUUUGUCUUUUUCCAAUUGUAUAUUUCUCAUUACUUGCUAUUUUACCUAUUGCAACUCUGCCCUUUUACAAUAAAGUAAAAUAUCUUUUGUAUUGCCAUUCAUCUGUUUGUCAGAUCAAGUUAAAGGAGCAUUUUUGCCAAUAACUGCCUUAUGAUAAAAUGUUUCUUUUUUUCAUGAUAAAUUCAUAUGAUUAAUGGUGUGUGUACUUAAAGCUCCUAUUUUAAACUCCAA
This is a messenger RNA of Trematomus bernacchii (emerald rockcod), 2567 nucleotides long. RefSeq names its product pre-mRNA processing factor 19 (gene prpf19). Gene Ontology annotation, molecular function: ubiquitin protein ligase activity; protein binding. Gene Ontology annotation, biological process: mRNA splicing, via spliceosome; DNA repair; protein ubiquitination. The transcript is spliced from 16 exons. NCBI's taxonomy places the organism in Eukaryota, Metazoa, Chordata, Actinopteri, Perciformes, Nototheniidae. Gene Ontology annotation, cellular component: cytoplasm; U2-type catalytic step 1 spliceosome; Prp19 complex. The record is from RefSeq and is a predicted model, not a curated record. The coding region runs from base 263 to 1780 and encodes 505 amino acids.